Molecule: messenger RNA, 2331 nt
Organism: Neurospora tetraspora
Lineage: Eukaryota; Fungi; Ascomycota; Sordariomycetes; Sordariales; Sordariaceae
Exons: 4
Coding region: 1-1884 (627 amino acids)
Biological process (GO): ubiquitin-dependent protein catabolic process; protein polyubiquitination; positive regulation of proteasomal ubiquitin-dependent protein catabolic process
Cellular component (GO): ubiquitin ligase complex; cytoplasm
Molecular function (GO): ubiquitin conjugating enzyme binding; zinc ion binding; ubiquitin protein ligase activity
Source: RefSeq, a predicted model, not a curated record
AUGAUGACCAAGAGUCCGGGGACACCAUUUGAAAUCAAGAUUCUACAGAAUUGUGAUCGAGAAACCGGCACCAUUCCUCCCCAAACCAGGAAGCGGAAGGCCGCUGAGGCGACGACGUCCCCCAUCCCGGACGACACUCGACCCAACAAGAGAACCCAGCUCGCCUCAGCCGGCAAACAUCAGGGCCCCGAAGCGGCUCCCCCGACUCCCCUCACCACCACCACUUCCCACAACGGCAACGACAGCCACAGCGACGCCGACCCAGCCGCCGACGCCAUGGACUCCGAAGACGAUUUCAUGUCCAACCUCUCCUCCGAGGAUGACAUGAUGCAGGAGGAUGACAGCGACAACGACAUGUCCAAUCCCGAGGACUUUGACUUUGACGACGAGCCCGAUCUGGACACCGGAAAUAAGGACUCCCAGCAGGCCAAGAAGCACAACUACCUCGAUAUCGACUUCAAGGUGUACCGCCCCGAAGACAUACAAAAACAGCAGGAUGACCUGGUCGACGAGGUCAACAUGAUUCUCGACAUCUCCAAAGAAGAAGCGGCCAUUCUGCUACGGCACUUUCGCUGGAACCGGGAGCGUCUGAUCGAGGAUUAUAUGGACAAACCCCGACAGGUUCUCGAUGCUGCCGGCCUCGCACAGACCGCCGCCGACAAGCCCCGGCUACAAGUCAUUCCUGGCUUCAUGUGCGAUAUUUGCUGCGAAGACGGAGACGGCCUCGAGUCCUUCGCCAUCAAGUGCGGCCAUCGUUACUGUGUUGACUGCUACCGCCAGUACCUAUCACAAAAGAUCCGCGAAGAAGGCGAGGCCGCACGCAUCCAGUGUCCUGCCGACGGCUGCAAUCUCAUUAUCGAUGCCCGCUCGCUCGACCUCCUAGUCACCCCCGAGUUGACGGAACGAUAUCACGAGCUGCUCAUGCGCACAUACGUUGAGGACAAGGAAAGCCUCAAAUGGUGCCCCUCCCCGGACUGCGCAAACGCCAUCCAGUGUGGCGUCAAGAAGAAGGACCUCCCCAAGGUCGUGCCCACAGUAUCAUGUCUGUGCGGCCACCGCUUCUGUUUUGGCUGCAUCUACAACGACCACCAGCCUGCUCCUUGCGAGCUCGUUAAGAAGUGGCUCAAGAAAUGCGCUGACGAUAGUGAAACGGCCAAUUGGAUAUCAGCCAACACCAAGGAAUGUCCCAAGUGUAACAGCACGAUCGAAAAGAAUGGUGGCUGCAACCACAUGACAUGCCGCAAGUGCAAAUACGAGUUCUGCUGGAUGUGUAUGGGGCUUUGGUCCGAACACGGCACGAGUUGGUACAACUGCAACCGCUUCGAGGAAAAGAGCGGCGCCGAAGCCCGCGAUGCUCAGGCCAAGUCCCGAGUCUCCCUGGAGCGUUAUCUCCACUACUACAACCGCUACCACAACCACGAGCAGUCAGCCCGGCUCGAUAAAGAUCUUUACGUCAAGACUGAGAAGAAGAUGGUGGAGCUACAAAAGCAGUCGGGUAUGUCCUGGAUCGAAGUCCAGUACCUACAAUCUGCAUCGCAGGCGUUGCAGACGUGCCGACAAACGCUCAUGUGGACCUACGCCUUUGCCUUUUACCUGGCACGCAACAAUCUCACAGAGAUCUUCGAGAGCAACCAAAAGGAUUUGGAGAUGGCGGUUGAGAACCUGUCCGAGAUGUUUGAGAAGCCCGUCCAGGACCUUGCCCAGCCCGGUCUCAAGGUGGAUAUCAUGGACAAGACGUCGUACUGCAACAAGCGACGCGUUAUUCUCCUCGAGGACACGGCUGAGAACCUUCAGAAAGGUAAAUGGACCUUUAACGUUGAUCUGGUCAGUGGUGCGCCUAUCGUAAAUCCUACGAGCGCUCCCGGCACUAGCAGCCGUCGCUAGGACGACCUGUUGGCGCAGCGUGCCCAUGCCGUGCGAGUCAUGUUGGAAGACGCUACUCGGGGUGGAUUUGGCCGACAUCUCGGACGAAGGCGGCGAUAGUCGUUACCCGCGUGAUGAAGACUAUUCUUUUCGCAAGUCGAUUGAUGGCCCUGGGCUACUGAAGCAUGCAAGCCAUUCCCGAAGAGUAUCUUCAGAACACUCCCCAUUUUACAUUCGGGGCCGACUAGGAAGCCAACCUCCGGGUGCGUGCCUGGAAAGAGUGGCGCGCUUCAAGGAAAACACUCGUAGAUCUAAACGCACAGCUUAUACUCGCAUUUUCUCGGGUCUGGCAAUGGAGACGGACACAAACGAAGGAGGUGUCUCAGGUGCGUGCAACACAGUUGCGAAUGGUGGAUGCCAUCGGGAGCAAGAUAGUAAAGGCUCUCAAUGGGCGUUAUCCUCCAUACC